Molecule: messenger RNA, 1449 nt
Organism: Kwoniella shivajii
Lineage: Eukaryota; Fungi; Basidiomycota; Tremellomycetes; Tremellales; Cryptococcaceae
Exons: 5
Coding region: 1-1449 (482 amino acids)
Biological process (GO): regulation of cyclin-dependent protein serine/threonine kinase activity; mitotic cell cycle phase transition
Cellular component (GO): cyclin-dependent protein kinase holoenzyme complex; spindle pole body; cytoplasm
Molecular function (GO): cyclin-dependent protein serine/threonine kinase regulator activity
Source: RefSeq, a predicted model, not a curated record
AUGGCAUCAAGAGCAGCCAACACUCGACGAGCAGCUAGUCGACCACGUAACGAUGAAAACGCAGCUCCCACUCAAGCUGGUCUUCGAACCAAAACAUCUCUAUCACACCUUGGCCCCGCUCAAAAGAUAGCUGUCGCUUCAACUUCUGGUACAGCCGGAGCUAUCAAAAAACCCGUCGCUGUCAAAGCCGGUGCUAAGAGAACUGCUCUAGGUGGUGUGGUCACCAAUGUGGUAAAAGAAGAACCACUCGAUGAUGCUAAGAAACCUCUCAAAGCAGUAGGCAAACCCAGUACCGAAGUUAGACAACCACUUGCAUCACGAACAAACAAUGUCCAACCAACAAGGCCUAUCGCCGCUAUCCCUCACCGAUCCAAACCCACCUCUUCCAAUGUUUACGCUUCCAUCGACUCAUCUCUUGCUAUCAAAAGCGAGGAUGAGUUCUCUGAGAUGGAUGUAGAUCUCACCCGUCGUAUGGAACCUUCAAUGCCCAUGCUUACCGUCGAUGAGGAAGCUUAUGAAGAUGACUCGGAAGAAGAAGAGAUGGAAGACGAAGAUGAUGAGGACUGGUUGAGGAUGUCAGAUGAAGACGCUUACAAGGCUCAAGAACAACUCGAGAUGAUCAAAUCAACUUUCAAGGAUGACGUUGAUUUGUUUGACACCACCAUGGUCGCCGAGUACGCCGACGAGAUCUUCGGUCACAUGGAAAUGUUAGAAGAAUCCGUCAUGCCCAAUCCUAGAUAUAUGGACUUCCAAACUGAAAUUGAGUGGACAAUGCGAACAACACUCAUUGAUUGGUUACUUCAAGUUCACUUACGAUACCACAUGCUUCCCGAAACUCUUUGGAUCGCCGUCAACUUGGUUGAUCGAUUCUUGUCCGUCCGAGUGGUCUCCUUGGUUAAACUACAGUUGGUCGGUGUAACAGCAAUGUUCAUAGCUGCCAAAUACGAAGAAAUCUUGGCUCCUUCAGUAGACGAGUUUGUCUACAUGACAGAAAACGGUUACACAAAAGAUGAAAUCCUCAAAGGAGAGAGAAUAAUCUUACAAACCCUUGAUUUCACAAUCUCCUCUUACUGUUCACCUUAUUCUUGGGUAAGAAAGAUCUCAAAGGCAGAUGAUUAUGAUAUCCAGACUAGAACUUUAUCAAAAUUCUUGAUGGAAGUCACAUUGUUAGAUCAUCGAUUCUUGAGAUGCAAACCUUCAAUGAUAGCCGCUAUUGGUAUGUACCUUGCCAGAAAGAUGCUAGGUGGUGAUUGGAACGAAGCAUUCGUAUUCUACUCCGGGUUCACUGAAUCUCAACUCAUCGCAGGAGCAUCACUGUUAUGUGAAAGACUUGUCGAACCCGACUUCGAGACCGUAUAUGUCUACAAGAAAUACGCCAACAAGAAAUUCUUGAGAGCGAGUACUUUCGCUAGGGAUUGGGCACAAAACAACGCUGCUUCAGCUUGGUAA